Molecule: messenger RNA, 2079 nt
Organism: Aspergillus aculeatinus CBS 121060
Lineage: Eukaryota; Fungi; Ascomycota; Eurotiomycetes; Eurotiales; Aspergillaceae
Exons: 1
Coding region: 1-2079 (692 amino acids)
Source: RefSeq, a predicted model, not a curated record
AUGGCCAACGCACCCACUCACCCAGGUAUGCGCGAGAGCGGAAGCCCGCUCGCAAUGCUUCUCUCCAAGCCGGAAUUUACUGCUGAGGAGUCGUCGCUGUUUGAUGAGGUCUUCCCCGGGAACUGGGCAGAUAUUGGUAUCGAAUACUUCCGCAAUUGCGAGCUGUGUUUUGCCUACCUUCCGCCAACGGACCCUAGCAGGCAGAUCUACCGCUGUUCAAGGCCCGAAUGUCGGGCUCUCUAUCACCACGAGUGUCUCGAGGAGGUGCUUACUGGAUUGUGGGAGCAGGGUAGUCUGCUCAUGCCGAUGGAAUGUCUCCGCUGCGGCACCGGGUGGGAUCUCGACCCGGACUUUGAGGAGUCGGAGCGUCGCCUCAAAAUCUGGCGCCUUGAUAAGUUACGGCAGAAGAAUAUACAGGAGCUUCAGCGGCUUCGUCAGCAGCAGCUGGAGCAGCAGGCGGCGCGGAAUCAUCCUCAGGUGCAGCAGCAGGCACAGCAGCGGCACUUUACGCCUCAGCUCCAGCAGCAGCAACAGCAGCUACAGGCGACGGUGCAUUCUCUGCAACCUCAGCCUCCUCAAGAUCAGCAGCCCGAGCAGCAGAUACGGGUGCUUCCUCGGCAGUGUCGGACUCCUCAACCACGGCAGGAGGAGCAGCACUGUCAGCCUCCGCCCCAGCAGCAGAUGCAGGUGUCUCCUCAGCAGCUUCAGCCUCCGCGGCAGCAGAAGAUACAGAUACAUCCUCUGCAGGGUCGGCCUUCUCAGCACCAGAAGCAGAGCCAGCAGCAGGUACAGGUGCAUUCUCAGCAGCUUCGGACUCCUCAGCACCAGGGGCAGAUCCAGCAGCAACAACAGGUAUAUCCUCUGCGGUGUCAGCCUUCUCAGCACCAGCAGCAACCUCAGCGCCUACACCUGCGCCAGCGGCAGAUGCAACGUCAAAACCAGCAGCAGCAGGUACAGAUGCAUCCUCAGCAGUAUUCUCAGGCACAGCAGAACCAUCAGCAGUUCUACCAGCAGCAGAUGCAAUCUCAUCAUCAGCUACAGACACAGCGUCAGCUGUAUCAAGCUCAAAUCCAGCAGCAAAAACAGCUACAUUCUCAGCGGUAUUCCCAAGCACAGCAGAAUCAUCAGCAGUUUUACCAGCAGCAGAUACAAUCUCAUCAUCAGCUACAGACACAGCGUCAACUGUAUCAAGCUCAACUCCAGCAGCAAAAACUGCUACAUUCUCAGCGGUAUUCUCAGGCACAACAGAAUCACCAGCAGCAACCUCAGCACCUACGCCAGUACCAGAACCUGCAGCAGAUGCAACCUCAGCAUCAGUCACAGACCCAGCGUCAGCUACAUCAAGCUCAGUACCAGCGACUGCAGAUGCAACAUCAUUCUCUGAUGCUGCGACAACAUCAGCAGCCGGCGCAACAUCCAAUUCGGAUGCAACAGCAGGCUCAGAUACACUAUAAUCCACAAAUACAGCAGCAGCAGGUACAAUAUUAUCCUCAGAUGCUGCGACAGCAUCAGCAGCCGGCGCAGCAUUCAAUCCGGAUGCAACAGCAGCUUCAAAUACAUCAGCCUCUACAAAAACAGCAACAGCAGUAUCCCCAGCAGGCGCAGCAGCGGCUUCAGAUACAGCAGCCUCAGCUACAGAUACAACAUCAUCCUCAGCUGCAACACCAACUCCCCCGUGGCCCCGAGCCCCACCGCGCUGCAUCGAAAAAGGCGCGAUCAGCGAAGAAACCCCGUAGGAACAGGCCUGAUCUUCCGCGUGGUCAAACAAGAAUCCCAAUGAGCUUCACUGUAAUAGGAAACCGCUUCCAUUGCACUCUUAUAGAAGACGGGGUGCCUUGUCGUCGGCGUUACGUGGAAAUUGCGAGUUUGCGGCGGCAUUACCACUUGACGCAUGAUAAUGGUUUUACGUGCCCUCACUGUCCCGAUGUGUGCUCCACCGACGAAAGCCUAUCUAGACAUCUCGCGGUAGUGCAUGGGGUGACUGCGAGGGCUCCUGUACCUGGGGAGACUCCUGUGCAUGUGGCGGCUCCUCAUGCCACGGCUCCUCUGCGUAGGAUAGCACCUAAGCAGAGGAAGUAA